GUUGGUUUCACAAAAUAAGAAGUUGCGAAAAUAAGAAGUGGUGAAAAUAUUGUAAAGGAUGUUCCAACAGAGUUUAAUGGUACUGUGGCUAGUCUCUGUUGCUUUGAUAUCUGAACUUGUGUUGGUGAAAGCAAGUGACUGUGUGAAAAGACCUAAGGUUAGAUCUCGCUAUUGUAAAGAUAGCAAUGAAGCCAGAAAGGGGCACACUAUGUGUCUUGGAGGAAUCAAACAGACACUUGUUACCAAAACCGACAGAACCUUGCUUCAAGAUCUUCACAACGAUAUUAGAGCAAGUGUCUACCCGCCGGCAGCCAAUAUGAUGAUUAUGCAAUACAGUCAACCCUUGGAAAAAGAGGCACAGAUUUGGGCAGAGCAAUGCAAGAUGUCACAUGAUCAACCAGACCUACGAUUUCUCCCAGGAAGAUACGCUGUUGGACAAAAUAUUGCAAGAAGUUCAGUUUAUAACUGGACAAGUGUAUUUCAACAAUGGAAGGGAGAAAAUGGUUCCUUUACCUACGGUGGUCCAAACAACGCCACAGAUGUGAAAAAUCUUGUACAGAUGAUAACUGCUGAGACUAGUUUACUUGGAUGUGGGGCAAGUAAAUGUGGAUCGGAGUACUUCUUUGUCUGCAAUUACGGACCCGUGACAUAUGAUAGUGAUGCCAAUAAGCCGUAUAUAGAGUCAAAUAAAUGGUGUGAGUCAUGUCCAACAACUUGCGACAACGUGACAUCUCAUUUGUGCGAUUGCGACGGAAAAUUUUGCGUUAAUGGUGGAAUUCUUGACCUUCAGACAUGCGCAUGUAAUUGCAUUAAGGAAGUCAAGGCGUAUAAAAACCACGAACACUGCGAGUUACAAUGUGGUAGCCAUGUUGAUGAUGCACGAUGCAAUAAAGCACCUUAUGUGAAGUCAUCAUGCCGAACUAACAUAACCACAGCCUUCCAUUGCCCGUGGAUGUGCGAUAUUUGCCCUUAUGCUGGCAUGAAUUAUACUGGUGAGGGUAUCACACUUCUUCCCUGGGAGAAAGGACUUCCUUAUUGUCCAAAUGCCACUGUACCAAACAACACUAUACCGAAUUCUAGCAGCACGAAAACGGAUGCUCAAAGAAACAAAGGGUCAAGUCCGAUUGGCAUGCAAGUUACUACAGGCUUCGGUGUUGCCCUUGUGUUCCUACUUUUUGCAGCAUAAUGUGAUAAAUAUGUUCAUACUAUUUCUUCAUGACAAUGUGAGAAAGUUUAAGGAUUGAUAAUGAUGAACAUAAUUUUGUGAUUAAAAUCGAAAUUGUAACAAUAAUAUUAAUACAUUUAUAAUAUACUUUCAUUAAAUUGAAAACAAAAUCAAUAUAAAAAUGUUUAUUUUUUAACCAAUUGUUCACUUAAAAAUGAGUUUUAGUUGUUGAACUAUUAAAUCUAAAUUAUU
This is a messenger RNA of Ruditapes philippinarum (Manila clam), 1417 nucleotides long. RefSeq names its product cysteine-rich venom protein Mr30-like. The record is from RefSeq and is a predicted model, not a curated record. The transcript has 11 exons. Bases 59 to 1186 code for a protein of 375 amino acids. Lineage: Eukaryota; Metazoa; Mollusca; Bivalvia; Venerida; Veneridae.